GGUAGCCACAUUUGAAGCCAUCAAGAAUUAACCUACUGAAACCUGGAUUUCAUGGACCAGAGUUAAGUGGUUGUAAUUAUGCCGGUAAGAAGGGGCCAUGUGGCGCCCCAGAAUACUUUCUUGGACACCAUCAUUCGGAAGUUCGAGGGUCAGAAUCGUAAAUUCAUCAUCGCCAACGCCCAGGUGGAGAACUGUGCCAUCAUCUUCUGUAGUGAUGCCUUCUGUGGGCUCUGCGGAUAUACCAGGGCAGAGGUGAUGCAGAAGCCCUGCACCUGUAGCUUCUUGUAUGGACCCCUCACCAAAAGACCAGCAGUGGCCCAGAUGACGAAAGCUCUCCUAGGAGCUGAAGAGAGGAAGGUGGAGAUUACACUCUAUACCAAAGAAGGGGUGUGUUUUCACUGUCUAAUAGAUGUGGUUCCUGUGAAGAAUGAAGACGGUCUGGUCAUCAUGUUCAUUCUUAACUUUGAACUUCCCACUGACCGCCGGUCCAUCAACAGCUCUCCAACCAGAGAACUCAACAGAGUACUACGAAUCCCCCGGCUGACUCUGGCUUGCCGUCAGCGCCUCCGUCUCCUGCUUCAGUUCUUCAGACCAGGGGUGGGUGUAAUAUCUCAAGACACUGAGCUUGGUGGCCGACAUGCUAGCCUCCCUCCCCUGGGACACGAGUCAGUGGCCCUGGAAACCCUGCUGUCCUUCCCCGAGAGACAGCAGCUGGACGAAGCAGGACCCGGACUACUCCUGUGGGACAAUGAAGACUUGGAAGAGGAAGGAAGAUGGCUCAGAAGACAAGGGGGAGAGAGGGAAGCCUUUGUGCCUGCUCGGCGACAAAGUGAGGGAGACCGAAAGAAAAGAGAUUAUAAUGUGUUUGACCUGCUGUGCGAAACAAGAGCAUACCCCCGUGCUCCAGCCUCAGCACCACCAACACUGACAGACCUGCCCCUGGCCUCCUCAUGUGCUUGUACGAGGUUAGAUAGCACCUGUGGAAAUUUAAAACUUUCCUCUUCAGUGGAUGACAUCAAGAGUAGCCAACAUUACUGGGAAAAGAGGCUACAGUGUCGACACAGCUGUACAGCUGGAAUAGCAACCAAUAGAAAGAGCAGUGCACCAGCUGGGACAUCAAACACUGACAUAUGGAGGACCAGCAGUCAGCAGAUGACCCACAGUUUACUGGACAAAAAGGCUGAUGCCUUUGUGGCGCUUCCUCCGGGUGAAAUCAGACCUCCGUGCAAAUUGAUGGGCAGAACCCACCAUGUCACUGAGAAAGUAACGCAGGUGCUAUCUCUGGGCGCUGAUGUGUUACCAGAAUACAAGAUGCAGACACCCCGGAUCCAUAAGUGGACCAUCCUUCACUACAGUCCAUUCAAAGCUGUAUGGGACUGGGUCAUUCUGCUGCUUGUGAUUUACACAGCCAUAUUCACUCCUUACUCAGCUACGUUUUUAUUGAGCGACCAAGAGGAAGCAGCCAUGCAAGCAUGUGGUUAUUCUUGUUCCCCUCUCAGUGUGGUUGAUCUCAUCGUGGAUAUCAUGUUCAUCGUUGAUAUCGUAAUCAACUUUCGGACCACUUAUGUUAACUCCAAUGAUGAGGUGGUAAGCCAGUCUUCACGUAUCGCAGUGCACUACUUCAAGGGCUGGUUCCUCAUCGACAUGACGACCACCCUAAUUGGCUUAUUGAAGACAGCUCGGUUACUGCGAUUGGUCCGUGUAGCUCGGAAGUUGGAUCGUUACUCAGAGUAUGGUGCGGCAGUGCUCUUCCUCCUUAUGUGUACCUUCGCACUCAUCGCUCACUGGCUUGCCUGCAUCUGGUACGCCAUAGGAAACGUAGAGCGGUUAACCUCAGCUGGGAUUGGUUGGUUGGACACUCUGGCAGACCAGCUAGGAAGGCCAUACAAUGGCUCCAUCAUGGGAUCAGGUCCCUCCAUACGAGAUAAAUAUGUCACAGCUCUUUAUUUUACAUUCAGUAGCCUGACCAGCGUGGGCUUUGGGAACGUGUCCCCAAACACCAACUCUGAGAAGAUCUUCUCUAUCUGCGUUAUGCUUAUUGGUGCUCUGAUGUAUGCUAGUAUAUUUGGCAAUGUGUCAGCUAUUAUUCAGCGGCUGUACUCUGGUACUGCACGCUACCACACUCAGAUGAUGAGAGUUCGAGAGUUUAUCCGCUUCCAUCAGAUUCCCAACCCUUUGAGACAGCGGCUAGAGGAAUACUUCCAGCAUGCAUGGUCCUACACAAAUGGCAUAGACAUGAAUGCAGUUUUAAAAGGGUUCCCAGAGUGUCUCCAGGCAGAUAUAUGUCUCCACCUCAACAGAUCCCUACUGCAGAACUGUAAAGCAUUCAAAGGAUCAACUAAGGGCUGCUUGAGGGCCCUAGCUAUGAGAUUUAAGACCACUCACGCUCCACCUGGUGAUACUUUAGUACACGCUGGAGACUUGAUAUCAGCCUUAUAUUUCAUCUCAAGAGGAUCGAUCGAGAUUGUGAGAGGAGAUGUGGUGGUUGCUAUUCUUGGAAAGAAUGAUAUAUUUGGGGAGCCAAUCAACCUUUUCGCUCUGCCAGGAAAGUCAAGUGCGGAUGUCAGAGCUCUGACAUACUGCGAUCUACACAAGAUACACACGGAUGAUAUGCUGGAGGUUUUGGACAUGUAUCCAGAAUUUUGUGAAUAUUUCCGGUCCAACUUGGAGAUCACCUUCAACCUCAGAGACGUGAAUAGUGAACCUGCUGCCCUGUUGAGUAGAGAAGACUCUAGAGAAGGCUGCAGCAAACCACGGUGGAAAACGAGACUCUACUCGACUCAUGCAGGUGACACUAGGACACAGAGAGCCGUGUACAGAUGCACUGGAAGACGCGGUAAUGGGGAGCACCAAGAGGAACACAGCAAAGACGAUCAGAAACAUACACUAUAUGGUCCUGUGUUUUCCAGUGAGGACGAAGUAGAAGAUUCUGAACUGGCCAGCCCUGUUCAGAUCUCCAUGGGUGACACUACUACCACAAAGACAAGCAUAUAUCCUGAAACUGACAGGGGAGACAAAGUCUGUAAUUAUCUAACAGAUGCUUUCUCAGGAGUAUCUAACAUCUUCACCUUUUGGGGAUCAGAAGGUCGAAAAGAGCAACGAUACGAAGAGGUCCCGUGCUUGCACAUGCUAACCUCACCUCCUCCGCAGCCUCGCUCAAAUCCGGCUUCUGAGCAGCCUUCUUCCUGCUUCAGUAAUUCCAGCCCUCCUCCUCUUCCCCCUCGUCCCCCUGGUAUCCCUCAGCGACAGAAAAGAGAGCUAGAGAGCAGGCUGGAGUCAAUGCAGAAACAGAUCACCAGGCUGGAGUUACGUAUGUCAGCCGACAUCGGGGUCAUCAUGCAGCUGCUUCAGCGGCAGAUGUCAACAGUCCCACCUUCUUACAGCACAUCACCAUCAACACCCAUCCAGUCACCCACUACUGUGCCCCUCCCAGAGAACCUCACAAAGACAUUAAUCUCCCAACCACAUCUGUCCAAAGGAAAUCUACAGAAGCAACUUUCAAUGUCUCACAUGUUUUCAUGUGAUUCUUCUAUCCCAUUAUUUCCUACCUCCACCCCACUUAUCUCAAAUGCUCAGGUUUGUCCAUAUCAGUCUUUGCUUUCUUCACCCAGCAUACAUCACAACGACUCCAUUUCACAUAUUUCCGCCGACAAUGAGUCAUCCUCUAUUGCCCUCACCCAGUCUGGUGGAGAUCGAUUGGCUUCACCCUCUAAGUCAUUCUCCAUGCUCUCACCCCUCACCCUCACAAGUACUCAGUCUCCAGAGAUAGUCCAACCAGAUCUUCAUAUCAGGACACCAAUGGGACCAUCGCAAUUUCAGGAUGGGGCAACGGAAGGCGACCGAUCAUGCCAGAACCAAACCCUGCUUCUUUGUCCUCCCGCCAUCAAUCAAUCAGUCUCUGAUUCAGAUGCAACAUCAACCGAUCCACAGCAAUAACAACAUCCACCAUAAUGACACUUCCCCGUGGAGAGCAGUAUCAUUACAAGCCAAUCGCUAAUCCAGCAUAAAGGUUACACCUAAAACGCUGACAAAAGCGGAGUGUUUGGCUCUGAUGGUUGUAAUAUGUGUGUAAAAUGUAGUAACAACUGCUAAACACAAGUUACUAUAGACUUGUGAUAAAGCCCCAAGUACCAGACUGCCCAAGUACAAAAGAUCAGCUCACAGAGCGACGGGGCAAACAAAAAAACGCUAGAAGCUCGAAGUUAGAGCUGGAGCUAACAUAAAAAGUCACCAUGGGAGGUGGAAACAGUAAUAUGUGUCCAAACAGGAGACUGAUCCAGGAAACAGGUAAAAGUGCUUUUGGAGAUGCAAAGAAAUGAACCACCAACUAGCAGAAGCCCCGGUUGGACUAAAUAAUACUCUAAUUACGAAUAAUAGACAGGUGCGCCCACAGGUCCUACUAACAAAUGCAAAGGUACUGUAUAAGGUGCUAGACAGGAAACAGAAAAACAAAAAUAAAACGCACCAAAAAGGAUAUAAUGGCAAAACAAAAACAAAAAAAAACAAGAUGUCAUGUGGACUAUAACAUACAUUUUAAACAUAUUUACACUUCUAAAAACAAGAAAUGUUGAAAUCAUUUUAAAUUUUCAAAGCCAUGUGUGUGUGCAUUAUCAUAUAUGCGUCUGUUUCACUCAGUCAUGAGCGCAUCUCAUGUACACGCUUAAAGGAAUGUCCUUUUUUACGUGCGUAGGACUGCGCUACAUGAAUGUUGCCUGAAUGGAUGCACAGUUACUUGUUAGUGACUCUCCACAUCAAGAAAGCUAAAUCACCGCUUGUGGUCAAUAGAUGGUAGACUGUAGGCAUGAGCGAGUACACCACUAUCUGUAUCUGUACGUGUUUACCCAUCUAAAUUAUCUGCAUCCGUAUCUGUACUCGAGGUGGGCGGGUUAUAAACCGUAAGUGGCCGUGGUUUAAUGGGGUGGUGGUGAUAAUGGGUGGGACUUAAAUCUGGACAUUAUUUUAAGUCUGAAACUGACAUGGACUGAUCACAGGCUGCAAUAUUUAUUGUUUAUUAUUCAGCUAUCUGUGUACUCUGUAUGUGUGUAAAUGAUCUGUAAGACUUUAUUAUUUAAUGAUUUUUUAAUGAUCUGUGUGAAGUUGAUGAUUCAUGCAAAUAUCCAGUGAUGGCAAACACGGAAAUAAUCUGUCAGCCUUGUUCACUGUAGUUUUCUCAAAAGCACCGCAUUCAGUACCAUGAGCAAAGUUUCCCAACUGACUGUAUAUCAUCUGCCAAAUUAGAAGCAAGUAGACAAAAAGCACCAGCAGUGACCAACACAACACGAGCCGUUUACAGCUCUUGUCAAAUGCACCACAUACGUAACGAAACAAGUUUACAAAGUAACUUUAGAUACAAGCUGAGCUAAGGAAAAGCUAAAAAAAAAAAAAAAACAUCCGGAGUGGAGGCAGUGACCAACGCGACAGGAGCCGUUUUCAAAUCUGUCUUGUCAAAUGUACCACCUAUGUAACGAAACAAGGUACAGCUCCUCUCUCUGGCUGGAGCGAGUCUGUCCAGGGAGGGGCGGUCGCUGUGUGUGACUUGCCAGUCACAGAGCAUUAAGAGUGAAUACAUAAGUGUUUUCCUUCAUUCUGAUUUGGGAUAAUGACAAGGUGUAUUCGUUUCAUGCUCGUAUGUUGCUGAAUCGAGUAUCCGGCACAUCCCUAUUAGACUGUAAUAAAAAAAUUUGUUUGCAUGCAGAGAUUGUGUAUGUAUAUUGUGGCAAACACGAGAGGGCAUGCCUUUCACCCAUUUGGCUGUUGGGUUGGGGGUGUAGUUUGAGAACUAACAGCCGAAUGGGUAAAAGGCAUGCCACAAUAUAAGCAAAUCAACAGUCCCAUUCUGUGAUGUUAGAAUAUGUAUCUAUAUAUGUAUAUAUGUAUAUAUGUACACUUAACAAAAAUAUAAGCACAACACUUUUGUUUUUGCACCCAUUUUUCAUGAGCUGAAGUCAAAGAUGUAAAACUUUUUCUAUGUACACAAAAGGCCUAUCUCAAAUAUUGUUCACAAAUUUGUUUUAAAUCUCUGUUAGUGAGCUUUCGAUCCAUCCACCUCACAGGUGUGGGAUAUCAAGGUGCUGAUGAAACAGCAUGAUUAUUGCACAGGUGUUCCUUCUGUUCGCCACAAUAAAAGACUACUCCAAAAUGUGCAGUUUAACUCUAUUGGAGGUGGUCCAGGGGGGUCCUGCCCAUACCAUAACUCCAUUGCCACCAUGGACCAAUCCAUCCACAACACAGGGGCAUUUUACUGUAUUGAUGGCAUUUUGGUUGCAUAGCCAUUGUUGUGUCUUUCACCUACAAGCAUCACCUCAUAUUUCAGCAUGAUAAUGCACGGCCCCAUUUUGCAAGGAUCUGUACACAAUUCCUGGAAGCUGAAAAGAUGCCAGUACUUGCAUGGCCAGGGUACUCACCUGAUCAGUGUAUACAGUAUUUGAGGCAAAUGGUGAUCACAGCAGAUACUGACUGUUUUUCAGACAUCCGUGGACCACCCCCAAUACAGUUAAACUUCCAUUUUGGAGUGACCUUUGGCCAACGUAAAGCACGCCUGUGAAAUAAUCUCAGUCUCAGCAUCUUGAUAUACCAUACCUGUGAGGUGAAUAGAUUAUGAAUGAUGAAUGCUCACUAACACAUAUUUCUUAAUAAUAUUGGAGAGAGAUAAGCCUUUGUGUACAUAGAAAAUGUUUGAGAUAUUUGAGUUCAACUUAUGAAAACCGGGAGCAAAAACAAAAGUGUUGUGUUUAUGUUUUUGUUGAGUGUAUGUGUAUGUGUGUAUCUAUGUACAGUAUGUACUAUAUGUACAGUGUCCUACAGAAGUAUUGGAACAGUGAGGUAAAUUCUUUUAUUUCUGCUGUAGACUUGAAAUACUUGGGUUUGGCAUUCAAAGAUUAGGCAAUCAAUAAAUAGCACUGAAAGUCUACACUCACUUUCGGAUUGGGUAGGAUAGGUUUUGCCUGUGUUGACUGCAUUUUAGAGUUGAAAACAACAUGAAAACCAGAGAACUGUCAAUGGGUGAAAAACUAGUCUACACAUGCAAAACCUAUCCUACUCGAUCUGAAACUGAGUGUAGACAUUGAGUGCUAUUUACUGAUUGAAUAAGUAAUGUAAUAGGACACACCUAGCAACAAAACACACCUGUCAGUCCCAUGUUCCAGUACUGAAAAAUGGGUUGGCGUAAACAAAAGGUUCUAGCUUCUAAACAGUGCAUGUCAUCCAGAUGUGUAUACCAGGAAAUAAAAGCUGAAAUGUUGCUGUGUAGUCUCAUAUUCAUUUUAUUUUUUAUGUAUGUGUGUAUCUCUGUACAGUACGUAUACUGUUCCAUAAUUUUACUCCACAUACUGAUACACUAAAAGUUCAUUAUGCAGGCAUAAAGAUUUCAUUUAAUUUUUUUCCUGAAAUCGUGUUUCCAUCUCUUGUUGGAAGAAAUUGUUGAGGAUGUACCUGAUCAGUCUAUUUCAAUAUUUUGGUGUUUCACCAAUACUAUACUUUGUCCUAAUUGUCCUGUUUUUGCAAUAUGAAUAUGGUUUGAUGCUCGCUUAUGUAGUUAAUUCCCCAAUUUGUUUUCAUGCAGUCUGUCAGCAUUUACACAGUCUGUAUUUGUAUUAGAAUAUUUUUUCUGCAAUUACCUAAUGUUAUUUUGGUUAUUUUUCACUUCAGUGAUGGGUCUGUUUUUAUCAAAGCACCUUUUAAAUCUCUUCAUUUCCACUGGGAUUGUUUUGCUCCUGUACGUUCUCCACAAAACAAACUGAGGUAGUUUCAUCUGCAAAUACUACAAACUUUAAGUCAUUGGAUACCUUCCAGAUCUCAUUUAUAGAAUAAACAGUGUUAGUCCUUUUCUUGACACCUGCGGUACGCUGCAGGUCAUGUCCAAUGAGGAGUGAGUUCUCUCAACACACUUUUGUAAAAGCCACCCAAUUGAAACUCGCUCCCCUGAUGCAAUUCUAAUUUACUAAUUUACUACUUUCUAAUUUACAUCAGAUUGGAAUACACAUUGCUGAUGUACAUUAAUGGGUUGGAAAUUCUUGUGUAUUGUCUCAAUGGACAACUUUUAUCAUGUAAAUCCCUUCAUAAGUUUCAUAAGCUUUGUCAACAUCAUUUCAGUUCACACAUAUCCCCAAUACAGUAAUCCCUCGUUUACUGCAGUUAAUUGGUUGCCAGACCGUGAUAAAUGAAUGGCCACAAAGUAGGAUUCCUGAUUGGAAUUGGAAUAUUCCUAAUGGAAUAUUUUUGUAGUUAGAGCAUAGAAAACCUGUUUACAACCUUCUAAAUACGGUUUUUAACAUUAUUAGUGCCCUCUAGACAUGAAAUAGCACCCUCACCUCCUAUUACCCAGUAUAGUAGUGUGUGUUGUUGUAAAUGUGUUACAACAGGAAGUAACGUGAGGGGUUCAGAGUUGAGUUUUAGCUUGAAGCGGAUUUGACCACAACAGUCACCCGUGUUAUUAUUAUGAUUAUGAUUACUAUCGGAGAUUUUUUCAUUCAAAUCAAUACCAAUAACUUUCUACUUCUCAAGAUAGAUACCGAUAAUUUAUAUAUUUUAUUUAAAAUAUUGACUUAAUUGUAAUUUGUGCUGAAAAUAAGACAUAAAAUAAUAUAAUAAUAUAGACUAAUUUUAGCAUUAAGAGAGUUCCUUGUUCCUUUUCUUACUUCCUGUUCUGUAUAGUACUUCCUUGGGUGGCUAUUAUGUCAUCAAUAUAACAUUACUGACACCUAGUGACCAGUGUAGAAUACUAUGUUUUUGCAUCUUCUGAAUGCCUUAUAUUUGUAUUAUUAUAAUAUACUUGAUUUAGUCAUUUUAUGCUUGAAAAUGUUUAGUUUACGCAAAAAAAAAGAUGUAAAACUUGCUUAAAUAUACUUUUUUUUUUUUUUUACUAAUAAUUGGCCGUAUUCAACCAGGAAACUGAUUUAUUCAUUCAUAGAUUUUUCAAAAACCGUGAUAGAGUGAAGCCGCAAAAUUCCAAGCACGAAGGGGCGAGGGAUUACUGUAUUAGUCCAUUUUUAGAGCACGGAUACUUUUCUUAUUUCUCCAAGUCUUUUUGUUAUCCGUCUGUCCCUUUCGUUACUUUGUAUUGUAAAUUGUAAUAACUGGUCAAUAAUGUCAUUAAUUAACAGAAUACUUACUGUGUUGUUUUCACAAUCGUUGGUGAAGUUAU
Molecule: messenger RNA, 9142 nt
Organism: Dunckerocampus dactyliophorus (ringed pipefish)
Lineage: Eukaryota; Metazoa; Chordata; Actinopteri; Syngnathiformes; Syngnathidae
Product: potassium voltage-gated channel subfamily H member 2-like
Exons: 23
Coding region: 79-3936 (1285 amino acids)
Biological process (GO): regulation of heart rate by cardiac conduction; membrane repolarization during action potential; potassium ion transmembrane transport
Cellular component (GO): membrane
Molecular function (GO): inward rectifier potassium channel activity
Source: RefSeq, a predicted model, not a curated record